UAAAUAAAAAUAAAAAUAAAAAACUUGUAAAACCCAACUCACGAAUUGAACCAGAAACAUAAUUUUUUCAAUUUCAAUCAAACCCAAUAAAAUGUUCCAUCAACCAAAAAGUAUGGUGGGGAACAAAACAAAAGCAAAAACCCAAAUUAAAUUAAUUUAAUUUAUAAAAGAUAAAAAUAAAAAUAAUAAAAAGAAAGAUCUUUUACACAGUAAGGAAGGAACUAAUACUCACCAAGCGUUUUUUGCUCACUGGACAAUUCCAUUUCUUCAUAUUUCUCUCUUUUUUCCUUCCUUUUUUUAUUUUUAUUUAUUCAUUUAUUUUCUGCCACUCCAAAAAUAUUUCUAUCUUUACCCCCAACAAUUAUUAUACUUAUAUAAUUAUAAUCUUGUAAAUUUUAAACUCCCAACUUAAAAUUACAGUCAAAAUUCCCGGUGAUCUCGCCGGAGAGUCGCCGUAAAAGGUGAUGCCGACGGCGGUAAUAACGGCGAGACAAUGUUUAACAGAGGAAGCAGCAAAGGCAUUAGACGACGCCGUAUCAGUAGCAAAACGAAGAUACCACGCACAAACGACGUCGCUUCAUGCAGUAUCAGCUCUACUCUCUCCAUCAUUCUCUAUUCUCCGAGAAUCUCUCACACGUUGUCGGAGCUCCGCGUAUUCUCCCCGUCUUCAAUUCCGAGCUCUCGAGCUUUGUGUUGGUGUCUCACUGGAUCGUCUCCCUUCUUCCAAGAAUACCCCUGACUGUAAUGACGAUUUUGCCCCUCCUAUCUCCAACUCUCUAAUGGCCGCCAUUAAACGGUCUCAAGCUAAUCAACGCCGUCAGCCGGAGAUGUAUCAUUUCAAUCAGGUCAAUUGCAACUCGAAUAACAGUACAAAUAGCAAUAAUAAUAAUAAUAAUAAUGGGAACAUUACAAUUUCGUCUAUAAAAGUUGAGUUGAAGCAUUUCGUGUUAUCGAUUCUGGAUGAUCCGAUUGUGAGUCGGGUAUUUGGGGAAGCGGGUUUUCGGAGCUCCGAGAUAAAGAUAUCGAUUUUACACCCGCCAAGGUGGGGUCCGGGUCCGGGUUCGGGUUUAGGCCCGAGUUCGAGGUGUCCUCCAUUGUUCUUGUGUAAUUUGGUUGAUUUUCCGGGGUAUUUUGGGGAGAGUGAUGAAAAUUGUAAGAGGAUAGGGGAGGUGAUGGUGAAGAAGAAGGAGAGGAAUCCUCUGCUUGUGGGUGUAUGUGGUAAGGAUGCACUUUCAAGGUUUAAAGAUUGUGUUUGGAAGCAGAAAUUUGAUGGGUUUCCUGUUGGAAUUCAUGGGUUGAAGUUGGUUUGUUUGGAGAAAGAGAUUAAGGAGUUUGUUGCUUGUGUUUCGUGUUUCGAGGCUAAGAUUGAAGAGUUGGAUUUGAAGAUGAAGGAAGUUGGAUCAAUGGUGGAGAAUUGUGGGUUAACUAGGCCUGGAGUUGUGGUUAAUUUGGGAGAGUUGAAGGUUUUAGUUGAUGAGAAUGAUGAUGAUGAAAAUGAUGAUGAUAAAUUGAAACAAGUAGUGGUUAAGAAAUUGAGUAAUUUGGUUGAAAUUUAUGGGAAAAAGAUUUGGUUGAUUGGUUUUGCUGCUAAUUAUGAAACUUACUCUAAUUUUGUGGCUAAGUUUCCAACAGUUGAGAAAGAUUGGGAUCUUCAUCCUCUGCCUAUUACUUCUUCUAGAUCUUCAUUUGAUGGGUUUAAUUCUAACAAAUCCAGCUUGAUGGGGUCCUUUGUUCCCUUUGGUGGUUUCUUUCCAACACCUUCUGACUACAGACCUCCGUUAACUACUGCUCAGCACUCAUUUACUCGUUGUAGUGCUUGCAAUGAAAAGUAUGAACAUGAGCUUGGUGCUAUCUCGAGAGAAGGGUCAUCUGUUUCAUCUGCUGAUCAGCACUCUGCAGCUUUGCCUUCCUGGUUGCAGAAAUCAGAUUCAGACUUGAGCAAGGUCAAGGAUGUGAAAACAGCAUCAAAUGAUAAUAUCAAGCUCCUGCAGAAAAAAUGGGAUGAUCAUUGUCGGCUUGUUCAUCAAAGCUCCAUGUUUCCUACUCAAGGAGUCUCUUUAGCCAGGUUGCAAGUUCCCCAGCCGCAAUUGGGCUUCCCAUUCAUGACAGAAAAUAUGCAGGGUGGCAGCUGCAAUAGCGGAGAUUCUUCUUUGAAUGAGAGAGCAUGCUCAGGUUCUAGUUCCGGCAUGCAGAUUGUGGUACAAAAUGUAUCUCCUAAAGAGCAAGCCACCACAAAACCUGACUUCCCUAAACCAGCCAUAGUAGAAAUACCACAUUGCCAAUCAACUGAGAGAGAGCGCAUAGCUCCCCUGGUGUAUCCUAUUGAUAAAUUAAACCUCCCUCCAAAUCAAACCACGACUGUUUCUGUCACUACUGAUUUAGGUUUAGGGACAAUCUAUGCAUCUAAAUGCGACUUAAAGAAGCCUUUCUUGCAAGAUCGUCAAACUCACUUACAGCACUUUCCAGGCCCCGUCUCAACUAAUCAGGGGAUGAUUAACAAGAGAGAUUCUGCACAAACUGCUCAAUCUUCCUUCCAUGGACUGGACCCUAAUGACUACAAGCAACUUCUGAUUAAAUUGAGUGAGGCGGUUGCAUGGCAAGGUGAAGUCAUCAGCAAAAUUUCUGAAAUAGUUUCAUGUUGUAGGAGUGGAAAUGGACGUCAACGGUCUGCAAGCAUCAGAGGGAAUAUAUGGCUCAGUUUUCUUGGACCUGAUAAAAUCGGAAAAAAGAGGAUUGCUGAAGCAUUAGCUGAUGCAAUGUUUGGAAGCAGAGAACGCCUAAUUUCCGUGGAUUUGAGUUCGCAAGAUAAGAUUAACAAGGUUAAUUCCCUUUUUCUUUGUCAAGGCUCACAGGUCUUUGACAUAAAUAAGAGCAGAAUUACAGUUGUGGAUCAUAUAGCCCAGGAAUUGUGUAAAAGGCCACACUCUGUUGUCUUCCUUGAAAAUGUAGAUGAGGCAGAUUUAGUGGUACAAAAUAGCUUGUCCCGUGCCAUUCAGACAGGUAAAUUUCAGGACUCACGUGGCAGAGAAAUCGGUAUAAAUAAUGUGGUUUUCAUUACAACUUCUACUGUGACCAAGGAUGAGAGAAGUCUCUCUCCAAGGAAGGAGUUUAUCAAAUUUCAGGAGGAAGAGAUCUUGGAAGCUAAAAACUGGCAAAUGCAGCUAGCGACCAGAAGUGUUUUAGCUGAUGCUAGCAGAAGUAAUGAGACAACUGUCUCACUUUUGCCCUCAAAAUGUUCCUCAAACCACGAAUCCUCAGCCAAGAGGAAGCUUUCCCACAUUAUCAAUGAUACCGCAGAGAACUUUGAGGCAUCAAAACGUGCCCAUAAAACCCCAAAAAGUUCCCUUGAUUUGAAUUUGCCAUUGGAAGAUGAAGAAGAGGCUGCUGAGAUGGACAUCUGUGGAAGAGCAUGGCUCGAAGGUUUCUUUGGCCAAGUGGAUGGAAAUGUAAUAUUUAAGCCCUUUGAUUUUGAUGCUCUUGCUGAUAAACUGUUGAGGAAGGUCCGGUCAAAGUUUGAGGACACAUAUAGAGGGGAGAAAAUAUCACUAGAGAUUGAACAUGAAGUGAUGGUACAAAUUCUUGCAGCAGCCUGGUGCUCAAACAAGGAGGCUGUUGAUCAUUGGAUUGAACAGGUUCUGUAUACAAGCUUUGCUGAAACCCGGGAAAAGUACAGUUUACCUGCUGAAUCUGUUGUCAGACUAAGCUCUUGUGAAGGUGUUCCUGUCAAAGAAUUGGUUUCUAGUAUCUGUCUUCCCAAGAGAAUUAAUAUUGGUAUCUGAUUUUCUUGUGCUCUCCUAGCUUUUUGGUUUAGUGUAAUCUAUAUUAUAGCCUUGAGCCCCAGAUUACAGCCUUGUUUAGGCUAAGUGAUCUGAUAUUCAUAUUUUUUUUUCUUGGGUCCUUUUUGCAUGUAUGUAUUUUAUGUGCUGCACUUUUGACCACAGUUAGAAAAAAAAGAUGUAUAAAGCUAUCCUAGUCUUUAGAUAUAUGUAUAUGUUUACUUUAAGUCGUCGUCUCCUUGCCCUAAUGCCCUUAGUUUUUUUAUGAGCACAACUUAUAAGGCCA
This is a messenger RNA of Chenopodium quinoa (quinoa), 4062 nucleotides long. Its product is annotated as protein SMAX1-LIKE 6-like. The record is from RefSeq and is a predicted model, not a curated record. The transcript is spliced from 3 exons. Bases 465 to 3779 code for a protein of 1104 amino acids. NCBI's taxonomy places the organism in Eukaryota, Viridiplantae, Streptophyta, Magnoliopsida, Caryophyllales, Amaranthaceae. Gene Ontology annotation, molecular function: ATP binding; ATP hydrolysis activity.